Chrysochloris asiatica (Cape golden mole) is the source of this 2962-nucleotide messenger RNA. It is a transcript of the gene PTPN4, whose product is annotated as protein tyrosine phosphatase, non-receptor type 4 (megakaryocyte). The transcript is spliced from 26 exons. Gene Ontology annotation, cellular component: cytoplasmic side of plasma membrane; cytoplasm; cytoskeleton. The coding region runs from base 1 to 2772 and encodes 923 amino acids. The record is from RefSeq and is a predicted model, not a curated record. Lineage: Eukaryota; Metazoa; Chordata; Mammalia; Afrosoricida; Chrysochloridae. Gene Ontology annotation, molecular function: cytoskeletal protein binding; protein tyrosine phosphatase activity. Gene Ontology annotation, biological process: protein dephosphorylation.
AUGACCUCACGUUUCCGAUUGCCUGCUGGCAGAACCUACAAUGUCCGAGCAUCAGAGCUGGCCAGAGACAGACAGCAUACAGAAGUGGUUUGCAAUGUCCUUCUUCUGGAUAGCACUGUGCAAGCUUUCAAAGUGAAUAAACAUGACCAGGGUCAAGUUUUAUUGGAUAUAGUCUUCAAGCAUCUUGAUUUGACUGAGCGAGACUAUUUUGGUUUACAAUUGGCUGAUGAGUCCACAGAUAACCCAAGGUGGCUGGAUCCAAACAAACCAAUAAGGAAGCAGCUAAAGAGAGGAUCUCCUUACAGUUUGAACUUUAGAGUCAAAUUUUUUGUAAGUGACCCCAACAAAUUACAAGAAGAAUAUACAAGGUACCAGUACUUUUUGCAAAUCAAACAAGAUAUUCUUACUGGAAGGUUGCCAUGUCCUUGUAACACUGCUGCUCUUUUGGCUUCAUUUGCUAUUCAGUCUGAAAUUGGAGAUUAUAAUCAGUCAGAGAAUUUGCCAGGCUACCUCUCAGAUUAUUCUUUCAUUCCUAAUCAACCUCAAGAUUUUGAAAAAGAAAUUGCAAAAUUACAUCAGCAACAUACAGGCUUAUCUCCUGCAGAAGCAGAAUUUAAUUAUCUGAACACAGCACGUACCUUAGAACUCUAUGGAGUUGAAUUCCACUAUGCAAGGGAUCAAAGUAAUAAUGAAAUUAUGAUUGGAGCGAUGUCAGGAGGAAUUCUGAUUUAUAAGAACAGAGUACGAAUGAAUACUUUUCCAUGUUUUGUUUCUAGUUCAUCAAUUUAUAGCAGCACGUUUCCUCCUAACAUUGAAGUGCAUGAAUCUAGAGAAACAUUAUUGGGAUUUAAUAUGGUGAAUUACAGAGCAUGUAAAAAUUUGUGGAAAGCAUGUGUAGAACAUCACACAUUUUUCCGUUUGGACAGACCACUUCCACCUCAAAAGAAUUUUUUUGCACAUUAUUUUACUUUGGGUUCAAAAUUCCGGUAUUGUGGGAGAACCGAAGUCCAGUCAGUACAGUAUGGCAAAGAAAAGGCAAAUAAAGAUAGGGUAUUUGCAAGAUCCCCAAGUAAGCCCUUGGCAAGAAAAUUAAUGGACUGGGAAGUAGUAAGCAGAAAUUCAUUAUCUGAUGACAGGUUAGAAACACAAAGCCUUCCAUCACGGUCUCCACCUGGAACUCCGAAUCAUCGAAAUUCUGCAUUUACCCAGGAGAGAACUCGGUUACGACCAUCUUCCGUUGGACAUUUGGUAGAUCAUGUAGUUCACACUUCUCCAAGUGAAAUAUUUGUGAAUCACAGGUCUCCAUCAUCAACACAAGCAAACAGCAUCGUUCUGGAAUCAUCACCGUCACAAGAGACGCCUGCAGAUGGGCUGCCCCCCGCUUUACCACCCAAACAAUCUAAGAAAAACAGUUGGAAUCAAAUUCAUUAUUCAUACUCUCAACAAGAGCUGGAAAAUCAUAUUAAUGAAACAUUUGAUGUUCCAUCUUCUCCAGAAAAAUCUACUCCUAAUGGUGGUAUCCCACAUGACAAUCUGGUUCUAAUCAGAAUGAAACCUGAUGAAAAUGGAAGAUUUGGAUUCAAUGUAAAGGGAGGAUAUGAUCAGAAGAUGCCUGUGAUUGUGUCCCGAGUAGCACCAGGAACACCUGCUGACCUCUGUGUCCCUCGAUUAAAUGAAGGGGACCAAGUUGUACUCAUCAAUGGUCGGGACAUUGCGGAACAUACCCAUGAUCAGGUUGUCAUGUUCAUUAAAGCCAGCUGUGAGAGACAUUCUGGGGAACUCCUGCUGCUUGUUCGACCUAAUGCUGUAUAUGAUGUAGUGGAAGAAAAGCUAGAAAAUGAGCCAGACUUCCAGUAUAUUCCUGAGAAAGCCCCACUAGACAGUGUCCAUCAGGAUGACCAUUCCCUGCGGGAGUCAAUGAUCCAGCUAGCUGAGGGUCUUAUCACUGGAACGGUCCUGACACAAUUUGAUCAACUAUAUCGGAAAAAACCUGGAAUGACAAUGUCUUGUGCAAAAUUACCUCAGAACGUUUCCAAAAAUAGAUACAGAGAUAUUUCACCUUAUGAUGCUACCCGGGUCAUUUUAAAGGGUAAUGAAGACUAUAUAAAUGCAAAUUACAUAAAUAUGGAGAUAACUUCUUCCAGCAUUAUAAAUCAGUAUAUUGCUUGUCAAGGGCCAUUGCCACACACUUGUACUGAUUUUUGGCAGAUGACUUGGGAACAAGGCUCUUCCAUUGUUGUAAUGUUGACCACACAAGUUGAACGUGGCAGGGUUAAAUGUCACCAGUAUUGGCCAGAACCCACAGGAAGUUCAUCCUAUGGGUGCUACCUAGUCACCUGCCACUCAGAAGAAGGAAACACUGCCUAUAUCUUCAGGAAGAUGACACUGUUUAACCAGGAGAAAAAUGAGUCUCGUCAGCUCACUCAGAUCCAGUACACAGCCUGGCCUGACCACGGAGUCCCUGAUGAUCCAAGUGACUUCCUGACUUUCGUUCACCAUGUACGGAAUGAGAGAGCUGGCAAGGAAGAGCCCAUGGUUGUUCAUUGCAGUGCUGGGAUUGGAAGAACAGGCGUUCUUAUUACUAUGGAAACAGCCAUGUGUCUGAUUGAAUAUAAUCAACCAGUUUAUCCACUAGACAUUGUAAGAACAAUGAGAGAUCAACGAGCCAUGAUGAUCCAAACACCUAGUCAAUACAGAUUUGUAUGUGAAGCUAUUUUGAAAGUUUAUGAAGAAGGAUUUGUUAAACCUUUAACAGCACCAUCAAAUAAAUAAGAAAGCAAAAGGACUGGAUUAUGUGUUGAAAAACUACUUUCUCUUAUUUUCAGUGUGCCAUAAUACUGCUUGCAGGAAAUGGCAUCUAAACAAAAAAUGAAGAACUAACAAAAACUUGAAAUCUUCAGCACUGUUGCACUUUACAUUUUAAAAAAUCACUCUCUCAAACUAUUUAAUGCAUAUGUUUGAA